AUGGAUGUACUUCGCCUGUCGCUGCUGCUCCUGCCGCUGCUGCUCCAAGUGGGAAUCGUGCGCGGAUCGAACCACGGCGAAUUUCUCGGUAAACGACUUCUGGAGACGCGCCGCUCCGGGCAUCAUCAUCUGGCGCACAUCGGUAAGCCCCACCACCAGCAGAAAAGCGCGUAUGACGAACCCGGAGUGGUUACCGCGUUUCUGCACACCGGAGACUCGAGUACGUUAGCGCACGCCAACUGCAGCCGCCGGUACGAGCUCACAGCGCUGCGGGGAAGCGCGGAGUCCAUGGGCAGCGUCUUGGAUACGGUGCUGCACGCUACCAACUUCCUCAACAUGAUCCUGCAAGCCAACAGGUCCAGAGAGCAGAGUCUGCGGAAGGAUAUCGAGUGGUACCACGCGUUGGUCAGGAGCAUACUGGAAGGAGAUGACAAGAUCCACCGCGCAGUUGUGACUUUUAACGUGGAUUCCUCGGUGGUGGGGCCAGAUGUGUUGCUCCAGGCGACGCGGGCAGGUGGGGAGAUUGUCCUGCAAGAUCUUUCCGGGGAUGCGCACCGACACCUGCAUAACCGGAGCGCGGAGACGGAGUGGUACCACGGGGUGAGAGACAGGAAAAAGAAGCCCGCGUUUCACAAAAGGGUGCUCAGUCAGGAUUUUACUUCUGUGGACAAUUCGCUGAAACGUGGGGAGAGUUACAUUCCGGAUAAGACGCACGUGAAGUGGUCCGCGCCGUACUUGGAAUGUGAGAAUGGGAAUUUUGUGCCGCGCUGGCUUUUGACCCUGUCAGCGGGUUUCUACGGGCUCAAGAGCAAUCAAGCUCCGCAGUUCAGAGGCGUGGUGCGUGUGGACAUUAACCUGCAGGAUGUGGAUAUUGACCAGUGCUCCACAGACGGAUGGUUCGCCGGGACGCACACAUGCAACCUGACCACGAUGGAGUGUUUGCCAAUGCGUGGUUAUGGUUUCGUUCUGGACAAGUACCAGUGCCAGUGCAAGAGAGGCUUCUACCACCCCAGCAGAGUGGCAAUCAACAGCUUUGAAAGGUUGGAUAAGAGUGGCAGAGUGGUCGACAGUGGUCCAAACGCAGAUGAAGCCUGGUCUAGUGACUGUCUGCCCUGUGCUCCGGGCUGUACCUUCUGUAAGGACGAUACCCCCUGUGUGACCCGGGAGGACGGGGCUCUGAGGCUGGCUGUGCUGGGCUUCCAGUGCCUCUGCAUGCUGCUCCUCUUCAUCAGCAUGGUCAUCAUCUACCACUACAGGAGGAACAAGAGCAUCCGAGCUUCAGGCCUGGUUCUCCUGGAGGCCAUUUUGUGUGGAGCCCUUCUUCUCUACUUCCCGGUGGGUAUCCUGUACUUCCAGCCCAGUGUGUUCCGCUGUAUCCUGCUCCGAUGGGUGCGUCUGCUGGGCUUCGCUACAGUCUACGGGACGCUGACUCUGAAACUGUACAGAGUGCUGAAGGUGUUCCUGUCACGCACGGCCCAGAGGAUCCCGUACAUGACGAGCUGGCGGGUGCUGCGUCUGCUGGCCAUCAUCUUGCUGGUGGUGCUGUGGUUCCUGGUGGCCUGGACCUCAGCCGUGUGCCAGAGCCCGGAAAGGAGGUGGGCCCUCAUCGAUGUGGGCUACACCCCUGAGGGACUGCAGUUCAGCAUGUGUCUGCUGGACCGCUGGGACUACAUGAUGGCUGUCGCUGAGUUCUUGUUCCUGUUGUGGGCCGUGUACCUGUGCUACGCUGUUCGGACGGUCCCCUCUGCGUUCCACGAGCCACGAUACAUGGCCAUCGCCGUGCACAACGAGCUGGUGCUGUCCGCCAUCUUCCACGUCAUCAGGUUCACUCUGGCCCCAGAGCUUCAUCCAGACUGGAUGCUUCUGCUCUUCUUCACACACACACAUCUGACUGUGACAGUGACUCUGGGCCUGCUGCUCGUCCCAAAGUUCCUGUUUGGUGGGACUCACAUGAGAGAUGACAUCGCCUCUGAAGCCUACGAGGACGAGCUGGACAUGGGACGUUCCGGCUCCUACCUGAACAGCAGCAUCACCUCUGCCUGGAGCGAACACAGCCUGGACCCCGAGGACAUACGGACCCCAGAGGAAAUGGCCCCUCACAGCUCCAUUAAGAGCUGUGGCAUAAGAUCUUGCGAGGGUCUGUGGGAAAAACGUACCAACGAGGAGCUCAAGAAACUCUACUCCCAGUUAGAAAUCUACAAACGCAAAAAGAUGCUAGCCAACAAUCCCCAUCUCCAAAAGAAGAGAAGCUCCAAGAAAGGCCUGGGUCGCUCCCUAAUGAGGCGGAUUACCGAGAUCCCCGAGUCCGUUCACCGCCAGUGCAGCCGCGAAGACAAAGACUCUGGAGAACACGGAAGCAACCGGAACAGCAUCUGCAUGUUGAAGAAGAACCCGUUCGAUCCGACGCAUGCGGUCAAGCCCGUGAAAGAGGAACCCAUAAAGAACAACGUCUUUUCCUUGAAGAAGUCGCACAGUAGCUACGAUCACGUCCGUGACCAGACCGAAGAAUCCAACAGUUCUGCGACGGAUAAAACGGAGGUUACGACAGCCGAAGGAUCGCUCUUGGAGACACUCAUGGGCAAGAAGCUGGUGAAAAGGAAGUCGAAUGAGAAUGUUAAUGUUCCAAGUGAAUCCACAGAAUCGGUUCCGUUGGUGUGCAAGUCGGCGAGCGCGCACAACCUGACUGCAGACAAGAAGCCCAUCCAUCCGAGGCCGUCCAUGUUGCAGAAGUCCCUCAGCGUCAUUGCGAGUGCCAAAGAAAAAACUCUUGGCCUUACCGGGAAGAUACAAAGUGCGGAAGACAGCAAUAAAAAGACCCAGCCAAAAACCAAGGAUGUAAAAAGCACCGCAGAACCAGAUAUUGAACCCAAGAUGGUGAGCCAGUCUACUGAAGCUAAACCAAGUGUAACCAAGAGUUGUAUGGCCAAACCGCAGAUCAGCAGUAGCCAGCCGGUAAUGUGUCCCGAUCCUGUUAAAGCAAAAGAAUUCUACGAUCUUUCCGAAGUUUGUCCUUGGGAGGUGGAAGAAGUCCACACUCCGUCGGAAAACAGGGUCCAAAAGCACGUGUCUAUAGCACCAAAAGAAACCACCACAGUUCAUGGAGGAGCUGUAAAAACAGGCAAAACGCAGCAGCAGAAAAAGAAAGGUUCAGAUGCCCAACCAAAUGUUGGAGUUACAAAAGAACUUCAGAGGACUUCAGCCAUGCGAGCAGAUAUCUGUCCGUGGGAGGAUACAAGUGAGAGUAGUCAGUUGACCAAGCAGCAAGGACCUGCUCAAUCAACCGGUCAACUUGCGAAGCCUCUUUUACCCACAGAAAGCACCGUCACUAAGCGGGCAGAUGUUUGUCCAUGGGAUUUUGACGAUCCGCAAAAGACUUCAGAGCGAGUGAGUUCAACGGACGCAUCGAAAAAACUAAAAGGAUCAUCUCCUGUGGAACCGAAAGGGAAAAGCGCUCUUUGUGAACCUUCAAAGACAGCAGGGUCCUUCCAGCUACCAACAUCCAAGAUCGACGUUUGUCCUUGGGAUUACGACGCCAACACCCUUUCACCUAAAUCCGAACAAACACCUAGCCCAUCGAGAGGCAAGGAGUCGCCUUCAAGAAAGACAGGCAGCCUUGCGCCAAGAACUGUUGAAAAAUCAAAAGACAGUGACGAGGAGAAAAGUAGACUGAAAGCUCAGGACAAGCUCAGAUCUACGGAGAAGCAUGCCGUCAGCCAGCAGAAGAUGGCUGAUGUAUGUCCCUGGGAGGUCGAGAGCGAGGAGGUGCCCCUAGUGGAGAAGAGGAGGAGCACGAAUUUAGGGGCAGCCAAAGCGAAGGCGGAAGUGUGCCCGUGGGAAUUCGAGGACGCUAGCCAAAACACAGGCAGAGACAGAAGCUCUAUGGGGGUCCGGCAGAGCACACCCAGUCCUAGCGCAGCGAAUAAGGCCGAAGUUUGCCCGUGGGACUUCGAUGACAGCACAGCAACUAAGAAAGCAUGA
Boleophthalmus pectinirostris (great blue-spotted mudskipper) is the source of this 3978-nucleotide messenger RNA. RefSeq names its product G protein-coupled receptor 158a (gene gpr158a). Lineage: Eukaryota; Metazoa; Chordata; Actinopteri; Gobiiformes; Gobiidae. Gene Ontology annotation, molecular function: G protein-coupled receptor activity. Gene Ontology annotation, cellular component: membrane. The transcript has 13 exons. The record is from RefSeq and is a predicted model, not a curated record. The coding region runs from base 1 to 3978 and encodes 1325 amino acids. Gene Ontology annotation, biological process: G protein-coupled receptor signaling pathway.